Phymastichus coffea is the source of this 520-nucleotide messenger RNA. RefSeq lists its product as uncharacterized. The transcript is spliced from 5 exons. The coding region runs from base 74 to 520 and encodes 148 amino acids. NCBI's taxonomy places the organism in Eukaryota, Metazoa, Arthropoda, Insecta, Hymenoptera, Eulophidae. The record is from RefSeq and is a predicted model, not a curated record.
CCGGCAAGUAUAACGGCUCGUAAAUUGUCAAUAACUGACAAAAGCAAGGUAUAAAUUUUGAAUUGCAGCAAUAAUGGCUAAUAAGCAUACUUACAACCUAGGAAGAUUUGAUCUUCAUAUUGACACUCCUAGGACAACAAGAUACAAUUAUAGACGUAGAAGACUGGAAAGAGACGAUUUAUCAGACUCAAGCAUUGAAAAUCAGAGGUGGCGAGACAACUAUGCUCAAGUUGCAGACCUUUUACAUGAAGUGAAUAACACUUCUGACAGUGAUGGAUCUACAGCAUCUCAGUCAUUAUCAGGAUCUCCUGUGUCAAUGCCUGUUUUAUCACCUACAAAUGAAUCAGAAUCUAGUAUGUCACCUGCUGAUCAAAUAAUCUCUUCUUCUUCCGGAUCAUCUAAUCAUGGCGAAGGUUAUCCAAGAGAUCAAUAUGAGCAGUUGCUCUAUGAGCAAGAUGAUGACUACGCGAGUGACGAAGAUAUCAUUGAGUAUCAACCCGAUUUGGAGAUCCUUUUAUGA